Molecule: messenger RNA, 6146 nt
Organism: Drosophila arizonae
Lineage: Eukaryota; Metazoa; Arthropoda; Insecta; Diptera; Drosophilidae
Gene: garz
Product: Sec7 domain-containing protein garz
Biological process (GO): regulation of ARF protein signal transduction
Molecular function (GO): guanyl-nucleotide exchange factor activity
Source: RefSeq, a predicted model, not a curated record
AAACUGAAACGGAACAUACACGUCGUAAACGUCACCAAAAAACUACUUGCAAACAAAUUAUUGACAAAUUUCGUAUUAAUAAAAUGUUUAAUUAAGCUUAUUCUUCCGUACACAAUUGGCGAGCGUAUGUGUGUAUGAGUGUGUGUGCGCCUUGCUUUGUCUAAAUGGAAUAAACCUGUACAUAUCUGCAAUUACUGAGUCUGGACACAAUGUCACUGCCAGGAAAUGGUAUUUAUGUGGUACGAGGUGAAAUGGCCACAUUAAUGACGGCCAUGCGACGUGGUACGCGUUGGAACGCAACAGCCUACGUGGAUGACGAGAAGGACGGCUUGUUAAAAUCGUUCAUCGAUCUGAAGCAGGUGCUUAACCGAAUUGAGGAUCUGCGUUUAAUUGAGCCGAACGUGUUUCUGGCGCCCUUUCUUGAGGUGAUUCGAACAGCAGACACCACGGGACCACUAACUAGUCUCGCCUUAGCCUCAGUCAAUAAAUUUUUGUCAUAUGGCUUGAUUGAUCCUACAACCCCAAAUCUAGCUGUAAUUGUAGAGAUGAUUGCAGAUGCAGUUACGCAUGCCCGUUUUAUGGGCACCGAUCAGUCGUCUGACAGUGUAACAUUUAUGCGUGUUAUCGAAGUGCUGCACACUCUAAUCCGAAGCCCAGAAGGUGCUGCUGUAAGCAAUGAGUCAAUGUGCGAAGUGAUGCUCAGCUGUUUUAAAAUCUGCUUCGAGCCGCGUCUUAGCGAACUGCUCCGCCGAUCCGCAGAACAGUCUCUGAAGGAUAUGGUGCUAUUGUUUUUCAUGCGUCUGCCACAGUUCACAGAGGACGGCAGCGAUACUGCACUACAAAAGCGGUUUACCAUUUAUGAAGCAGCUGGUGCAGCUACAGAGAAACAUAAGCGUAAAGCACAGCCGUCCUUGACUGCGCCACAACGCAAAUCAUCUACAGCCGAGGAGCCCCCCCAGACGCCGCAGAGCGCGUUAGGGGCACCCACGCAUUUGAAGGCACCUAUUCUCGCAACUACACCUGCUUCUCCAGCUGGCAAUAUUCUGGAUAUGCAGGGCAAGAUAACGCAGACACCCACCACAACAACAACUGUUAACAAUGUUGGGAAUACAAUCAGUGCAGGACUAGAUGUACCAUCAAUUCAGGUGGAGGCUACGAAGCCUGACGAAGCAGCCGAUGGAGAACAGGAGUCUACAAUUGCCACGCUAGGCGACUCCAAUAGCAACGAAUAUAUUAACUCUGUGGGAGUGCGGUUCACCCAGCAGUCGUCUAGCCAGGAUGCGGCAGCAUUGUCUUCUACGCUAACGCCUUAUGGUCUACCCUUCAUUCAGGAGCUAUUUCGGUUUCUUAUUAUAUUGUGCAAUCCGUUGGAUAAGCAAAACUCGGACAGCAUGAUGCACACUGGUCUAAGCUUGCUGACCGUGGCCUUUGAGGUGGCUGCGGACAACAUUGGAAAAUAUGAAGUAUUGCUGGAGCUGGUCAAAGACGACUUGUGCAGAAAUCUAAUAUCGCUGCUCAGCUCCGAGCGUCUCAGCAUAUUUGCCGCUGAUUUGCAGCUUUGUUUUUUGCUCUUUGAAUCGCUUCGAGGCCAUCUUAAAUUUCAAUUGGAGUGCUACCUGAAGAAGGUGAGCGAAAUCAUAGCAAGUGAUAAUCCGAAGACCCCAUAUGAGAUGCGAGAACUGGCGUUAGACAAUCUGCUGCAACUGUGGCGCAUUCCUGGUUUUGUUACGGAAUUGUACAUUAACUAUGACUGCGACCUGUACUGUACAGACAUGUUUGAGAGUCUCACCAAUUUACUCAGCAAGUAUACGCUCUCAGCCACUAAUGCAGUCUACAGCACGCACAUUAUCGCGAUGGAUACGCUAAUCAGUGUCAUCGACUGCAUCGAACGUAACUGUGCGGCUGCCAAGAGCAAUAACAGUCUUAACAACACUCUGGCUCAGACUCCAGCGAUUGAUGUUGGUGGCAGUCGACACUCGCGCCAUAAUAGCGGCCUUGAAGGCAUAGUCAUUGACAACGGGGAGGAGCACGUUGAAAAUAUUGCGAGCUUCAUCAACAACAGCUCACAGCGUUUGCGACUGCAGUCUGCGGGAGAGAGUGGGGGCAUAACAAGCGAACAACUAGCAAGCGUUAAGGAGAAGAAGCGUUUGUUGUCCAAGGGUACUGAGUGGUUUAAUCAACGACCUGACAAAGGCAUUCAGUACUUGCAAGAACAUGGCAUUCUAGAUGCUCAACUUAAUCCCAUGCAAGUGGCACUUUUCCUGCGAGAGAACCCGGGUCUUGAUAAAAAAAUGAUUGGAGAAUAUAUCUCUAAAAAGAAAAACGUCGACUCCAAGAUUCUCAUCAAUUUUGUGGAUUCGUUUGACUUCACUGGGCUUCGCGUUGAUCAAGCUCUACGUCUCUAUUUAGAAACUUUUCGGUUGCCUGGCGAGGCGCCGUUAAUAUUUCUCGUAUUGGAACACUUCUCGGAUCAUUGGCAUAGUCAAAACAAUGAGCCCUUUGCCAAUACGGAUGCCGCUUUCCGCUUGGCCUACGCUAUCAUCAUGCUAAAUAUGGAUCAGCACAAUUCGAACGCUAAACGUCUUAACGUUCCCAUGACGCUGGAAGACUUCACAAAGAACCUUCGUGGCCUAAAUGGUGGACAAGAUUUUGAUCAAGAAAUGUUAGCGCAGAUCUUCAAUGCAAUUAAAAAUGAAGAGAUUGUGAUGCCCGCCGAACAAACUGGGCUUGUACGCGAAAAUUAUUUAUGGAAGAUGUUGCUGCGUCGAGGUGCGACCCAUGACGGGCAUUUCCACUAUGUGAGCGAUGCUGCCUACGAUGUGCAAAUCUUUAAUAUUGUGUGGGGUGCUUCGUUAAGUGCUCUGAGCUUUAUGUUCGACAAGAGCACCGAGACGGGAUAUCAGCGGACCCUGACAGGCUUCAGUAAAUCGGCAGCUAUAUCGGCGCAUUACAAUCUCCAUGAUGACUUUGAUGCUCUUAUCCUAACUCUGUGCAAGUUCACGACGUUGUUGAGCAGCGUAGAACAGCACGAGUCAGUGCCAGCCAACAAUGAAAUCCAGCAGGCAGUGAAUUUUGGUCUCAAUGCUAAGGCGCAAGCGGCAAUGAGAACAGUGUUUCUCCUAGUGCACGGCUAUGGAGACAGUCUCCGAGAAAGCUGGAAGCAUAUUUUGGACCUGUUUCUGCAGCUUUUCCGUUUGAAAUUGCUACCCAAAUCUCUGAUUGAGGUAGAGGAUUUCUGUGAACCCAAUGGCAAGGCAAUGCUGGUACUGGAGAAACCACGCGAAAAGCAAGAGUUGGGUCUAUUCUCUAGCCUCUACUCAUUUAUAAGCUCAGAGGGUCAGCGGGAGCCCACUUACGAAGAGCAAGAAGUUAUCAAACACGGUCGAAAGUGCAUUAAGGAAUGUCAGCUGGAUCAAAUGUUGCAGGAGUCAAAAUUUGUGCAACUGGAGUCACUGCAGGAGUUGCUUAGAUGCAUAUUAUCUUUGAUAAAGGCACCAGAAACACCAAAAUCCAGCGGACAGCCAUAUGCGGAAGACAUAACUGUAUUUUGGAUGGAGUUUCUUGUGAAGAUUGUAGUCCACAAUCGUGAUCGCAUGGUCCCGCUGUGGCCAGGUGUGCGUGAUCAAAUGUUGCAUCUAUUGCUUGCCAGUGCACAGAACGGCUAUGAUUAUCUGCUUAAUCGCUGCAUCGUGGCUGUACUAAAGCUGGCAAUCUAUUUGAUGCGCAAUGAAGAGUUGUGCCCUGUUGUAUUGCAGUCACUCAAAAGUCUUUUGUCAUUGAAACCAGCACUUUUGCUGCGCAUAUCUAAUCAAAUUUCCAUUGGCAUCUACGAGUUGCUGAAGACCUCUGCUCAAAAUAUUCACUCGGAGCAAGAUUGGCAGAUUAUUUUCAAUUUACUGGAGUGCGUUGGCGCUGGCGCGGUUUCGCCUAACUGUGAAGCUGGACAGCAGAUAACAAUGCCGCCCAAUGGCCGCGCAGCAUCUGACUGCGAAGAAGACUUAACGGCUGUGUCACUCGAGCGCGGAUACACAUCAGAUUCAGAGUUGAAUAAGACAGCGAGUGCAGCUGCACCUUCUAGUCCCACCGCGGAGAACUGGAUAUUGGUUGGCAAAGACAGUGAAUUGACUACUGCAUCAAGGCCCCAAUCACCACCCAGCUCCGGCACACCUGUUGUCAACUCGCUGGUGUUUAACUGUCAGCUGCAAGAUCAUUCACCCUUUGCAUUAUUUAAGUGCUGGGACUCGCUAGCAUUCAUCGUUCGCAGCGUUGCUCACAUUACGCCGUACAACUUUGAGGCCUGCGUGCGUUGUAUUCGCAUCUUUGUGGAAGCGUGCCGCGAUGGUGGAAUUCACCAGCGUCGAAAAUUUGAGGCCAUUGUCAAGAAACGUAAUUUUAAAAAGCGCCAGGAGAGCGCACGUGAGCCAGGUGUGUUCAAGUCUACAUCAACUGGAAACUUAACUUCAGCAGUAGGCGACAUUGGCGAAAGGAAUACUCCAAAUGCCGCGGAACAGGAAGAAUUGGCGCAGCGUUACGAACAAUUGUCCAUUCAGUUACUAGACCUCAUGUACACGUUGUACACGCGCACUGCACAAAUUUUUCGGUGGUGGGCCGAGGAGGGCUGCGCGGUGUCACAGUCGGGAGCACUAUGGACGCCUGGCUGGUGUCCGUUACUGCAGGGCAUUGCAAGGCUAGCUAUGGAUCGUCGGCGCGAGGUGCGCACCCAUGCCAUCUCCUGUCUGCAGCAGCGAGCAUUGUUGGUCCACGAUUUACAAACGCUUUCAGGCGCGGAGUGGAGCUCUUGUUUCAAAAAUGUCCUGUUUCCGCUGCUCAACGAGCUACUGCCGGAGAGCCCUGCUACGAGUCAGCUGGACAGCUCUCUGUUGGAGGAGUCACGCAUUCGAACAGCUACCAUAAUGUCUAAAAUGUUCUUGCAGCAUUUGACAACGCUUAUUGAGCUGGGCACGACAUUUAACGACCUGUGGCUCGACAUAUUGGACUAUAUUGACCGUUUCAUGAAAGUCGGCUCCGACACGCUUUCCGAACAGAUGCAGGAAAUACUUAAGAACAUGUUGCUUGUGAUGCACUCUGUACGCGUUUUCCAUAACCAGGACGGCUCACUUCAAGAAGCUUUAUGGGAACUAACUUGGCGGCGUAUAGGAGAGUUUCUACCUAAUCUCAAAGCAGAGCUGUUCCACGAUGAAGGAAAGCGAGCUCAGACAUUGACCAACACUACAGCCGCUCAGCAGGUGUCCUCUGCAGCUGUUCUACCUAACCAUACAUCACAGCUGCCAGAUCAGACUGUCAAGGCAACUACUGAUGCAGUUGCUGUUGCGAUUGUUGGAACAGCUGCCCCGUCCUCACCUGUAGAAUCGCCGCGACGGAGCAUAAUUCUUCAGCCUCCUAUGACUGACGCACUCCAGCAGGCUCCCAGCUUUACUUUCGCGCAGCCCAUAUUAGUCCCUUCGCAACAUUCUACAGAACAACAGCAGCAACAACAGCAACUGCAGCUUUCCGUUAACAAUAACACAUUGCUUCCUGACUUGAUCAAUGACGCUGCUGCUUCAGCUUCAACAGCUGUCCACACAAAUACGUAUGUAAGGCCCGUUCAGGCUGUUAUCCAACCGGAAGUGUUGACUUCGCCAGCAAUGGUUAGCAUUAACAACUACGCCAUUGAGCUGCCAGCUACACCGCCGAAUUCAGUUGAAAAUCAGCAAGCUCUGUAUCAGCAAUUCCAGCAUCAACAGACGCAACAGACACCAAGUGAUGUUCCCCUUAGUCACCUGCUGGCCUGCAAUGCUUAUCCAUCACUUCCCAGAAUGCCGACUACAUCCAUUGUCCAAAGCUUUGUUCCAAUCUAUGAGGCGUCAACGGCGGUGCAAACAGGAAAUGCGUCAGACAUAUAUCACGAAUAUGUGCAGAAUCCUUAUAAUAUAACUUUACAACAGGCGCCGCAGGAUCAACGACAGCCACAGGUACAACCACAUCCAUAUUCACAGCAACCUCAGUCAGCAGAGGUGCUCUUUCCGUCUGUAGCAACGCCCGCCAACUACUUUAGUGCUAACGUCGAUCCCAGCUCCAUACCACCCGGCUCUGAACUGCUUUAUGGACAGCAGUAAGCAGUGCAUAUAAAGUUUAACAUAAAAAUG